UGACGCGCGCCGUUUCCUUGGUGAUGAGUCGGGCGGUCCAGGCCGGGCCUGGUGGCUGGAGGAGGAUCCGCACCCUCUGUGUGUAUUACAGCGGCAUUGGCGUCGGGACUGCGCUCUUCGUGUACGGCGAUAUGGCUGAACUGGGGUUGAAUGAACACCAUCAGAAUGCAGUAAUCAACUACAUGCGCUUUGCUCGUUCGAAAAGGGCACUAAGGCUGAAAACUGUUGAUUCUUGUUUUGAGGAUCUAAAGGACAGUAGACUGACUGAGGACACUUUCACUGUGGAUGAAGUUGGGGAGAUGUUGGAUGGACUGAAGGUUGUGGUCCACAGUGAGGUAGAAUCAGAGCUCAUCAACACAGCUUACACUAACGUGUUGCUUCUGCGUCAGUUGUUUUGUCAGGCUGAAAAAUGGUACCUGAAGUUACAGACAGACAUCUCUGAUCUGGAAAACAGAGAACUCUUGGAACAAGUGGCAGAAUUUGAAAAAGCAGAAUUUACUUCAUCAGGAAAGAAAGCAAACGCAGAAAUCACUAAACCCAAACUUGCUCCACUAAAUGAAGGAGUGUCUGAACUCUUGAGUAAGGAAAUUACAAGACUCCAAGAUGAGAAUGACAAACUAAAGGCUAGACUGAAGACAGUAGAAAUACAGGCGACAAAUGCACUUGAGGAAAAGCUCAAAUUGGAACAAAUUCUAAAUGACUUGGAUAAAGUUCCAGAGGACGAAAAGUCCAAAUUAAAAACACAGGAAGUUGCUGCUCUUGAGAAGACGUUGGCAGCUUUGAAAGCUGAUUUUGAAAAGAACCUGAGCAUGAGCACUGCAAAGCAAAAGAGCCUACAAGAUAAUCUCAUUUCCACUAAACAUGAUCUACUCAAAGUACAGGAACAUCUGUCGUUGACUGAAAAGGAGUUGGACAAAAAAUUCCAGGAAACAGCUGCUUAUCGCAACAUGAAAGAAAUAUUAACAAAAAAGAAUGAGCAAGUGAAGGAAUUACGGAAACGUCUUUCAAAGUAUGAAGCAGCAGACUGAGGACAUGAUUUGGCUCUCGUCAAACGGCUUCAGAAUGUCAGAAUGGACUCACUACAUUCUUUAUUUUCUCCACAUUUGGGAACUAUGUUAUCAUAUUUAGAAUUGUCUAUUUUAACAUUUUACCUACAUUAAAAUUAUAUUGCAUUCCUUUAAAA
Molecule: messenger RNA, 1183 nt
Organism: Rhincodon typus (whale shark)
Lineage: Eukaryota; Metazoa; Chordata; Chondrichthyes; Orectolobiformes; Rhincodontidae
Gene: lztfl1
Product: leucine zipper transcription factor-like 1
Exons: 10
Coding region: 24-1028 (334 amino acids)
Biological process (GO): negative regulation of protein localization to cilium
Cellular component (GO): cytoplasm
Source: RefSeq, a predicted model, not a curated record